Manihot esculenta (cassava) is the source of this 842-nucleotide messenger RNA. RefSeq lists its product as uncharacterized. The transcript has a single exon. Lineage: Eukaryota; Viridiplantae; Streptophyta; Magnoliopsida; Malpighiales; Euphorbiaceae. The record is from RefSeq and is a predicted model, not a curated record. Bases 16 to 663 code for a protein of 215 amino acids.
AUAUAAACAGCUUCAAUGGCUUCUGCUUACCCUCAUGCUAAGCAUUAUUGCCUUUACAUAUUUUCAGCUGUUGAAUCUAAAGUCUGUUUGUUGUGGUCUUCUAUCUUUCAUAUUUCAAACAUGAAGAACAAAGCUUCUGUUGUCUUGAAAAAGAUAGUGUCAUUGCUGAGCUGCAUUGCAAAGGCAAGGGCCAUGGCUAUUAAGAGCAAAACCAGCGAAGUUAAAGCUCGUUUGAUCAUGUUCUCUUUGGUGAAGAGUAAGAAGGUUUUGUUGGGUUCUAUCUCUAACAAAAUUCAUGACAUUCUUGGCCACUGCGACAGGGAUGAAGACGAAAGCAAAGCUAUUGUUCUCUAUAACAAUGGCUUGCCCGAAGACUCGCAGUCGAGUUUCGCCCACUUGGCUGACGAGAUCGAUGAUGGUGAUGAUGAUAAGUACCCUGAUCUCACUCAUUCGCUGUUUGAUGAUGAAGAAGAUUUCAAUGAUCCAGGAGGUUCCAUAAUCGAUUUGGUGAAGAAUUCUAAAGAGAAAGGAGAAGAUUUCAAGUUGGAAGAUGAGAUUGAUCAUGUAGCUGACUUGUUCAUUAUGAGAUUUCAUAAGCAGAUCCGUUUGCAGAAGUUGGAAUCUUUCAAGAGGUUUCAAGAGAUGCUUGCAAGAAGCGUUUGAUUACUGUGAUUUUUAUUUUUUUCUCUAUUUGUUUUGUUCUUUUGAUGUACUACCUAUCAGUAUCAGCUACUUAUUUCUGCUCUUGCAGAAAUGAUAUUUAAAUAUUAGGCUGGAUUUCUCCAGUAGUUUUGAAUGGAGGAUCCCAUUUGCAUAAUGGCCCUUUUGAAUAAUUCUUGGCA